Molecule: messenger RNA, 1402 nt
Organism: Motacilla alba alba
Lineage: Eukaryota; Metazoa; Chordata; Aves; Passeriformes; Motacillidae
Exons: 8
Coding region: 718-1377 (219 amino acids)
Source: RefSeq, a predicted model, not a curated record
GCGUUCCUUGGCCUGGCACCGAUGCCAUAGAACUUUUGACUCGGGAGCUCAGACAGGCAUCAGAAUCGCAUCUCUCUUUAGAAGCAUCCGGUCAGAUGUCUUUUCAGGUCUUGUUCUGAGCUGUAUGGACAGCUGCGCCCCGCAAGGAUCCAUUGUGGCAGAUGAGGACUCGUAAGAAUGUGAGGACUGGUAGAGGAUUCUGACCGUAGGAUUCACAGGCAUCCAUCUUUGCAGUUCUUGGAAUAUAUCAUUCAGUUAGCACCUUCUUCCUCCAGGGUUCUCUGAGCUUCAUCAGCUCGCCAUCGCUCUCUCCUCGGUCAUCUCAUAUUGCAUUCUUUUGGUCCUUGCAGUCAUUCUUCUUGCCAAGAGAUUUCUGUCCCUGUUGUGUCCCCCAUUGUUUGUCACGUCCCGUCCUGUGUCACGGGUGUCUGCACAUAUCUGUGCCGGAGCUGCUCUGCCCCGCUGCGUAGCCUGGUGCGAUAGGACCAGUCCCGGGGACUUGAGAUUUGUAGCGUGGGCUGUAGUUGGACUCUAGGUGGUAUUCCUAGAUUGACACAAGAUGUUUGGAGCUGUGAAGGUAUCCUGCAGCCCUUUGACGUAUAUCCUAACUUUCUUUCAGGUGCUGAUGCAUUAUAUCCUUGUCAGAGCGCCCCAUCCCGGGCUUGUGGGUUCCCAUGAGCAGGUCAGUCACUGUUUGUAUCUGCAGAGGAAGCAUAAAUGGUGACUAUGUUACAGCACUGUUCUUUGUCUUUAUUUUUAGGCAGUCAAGCCAGAGAGCAGCAGUCAAGGCUGAGUGGGCAAGCCAUCAGGACAGGCCAAGGAGUUGUGGCAGACUCUGCGACAAUGGCGUCAGCCUCCGAGCACGGCCAAAGCGUGCGGCCCGAGGUCCUGGGCAUUCUUAAGAAUAUGCAGCAGGAUAAAAUCCAUGGCAGAGCAUCCCAUCCUGGAUUAGGGGGUUCCCCUGAGCAGGAAGUAAAGCCAGAUAUCAGCAGUCAGGUUGAAGAGGGCAAGGCAAUUGACUCUGAGUAUGCAAAGCUCCCAUCACGCACCGGCCAAUGGACCGGGUUUGCUGCUCUUGUGAGCCUUCUGGGAGUCUUACAGGACUCUGUGAUGAAGCCUUUGCCUUUUUUACUUAAAGGUGUCAUCUGGGUCGCCUUUGGCAACAGCCAUGGAGUUGUGGCAUACCCUGCAACGACGGUGUGGCCUCCGAGCGCAGCAAAAGCAUGUGGCCUGAGGAGCUGGGCAUUCUCUGGAGAACGCCGUCUAAGAGACAACGGCCCAGUGACAGCAGGAACUUCCCAGCUAGGGAGGCUGCCUUCCUUCACACCAGACAUGGAUUGGCAUCCCCAGAUGUCUGAGAUAAGUAGAGGGCUGUGACCCAGAGAGGAGAUGAAAGUGGGGU